UCUAUUUGCUGCUCAGUUUAUACUUUAUCAUCAAUUAAGAUAAUGACUAUUUCCCCCAAUUUAGCUUGAUCCAAUUUUAGAAAGGAUUGUAAACAAUUCAGGACGUUAUCUUAUCUCCUUCUUGAUCAACACCAGCCACCACCUUCCGCCACUUUCCUCCUCCCUCUCGUCCACCCUUUGCAACCUCCCACGACCCAAAACGCCCACAACUUCCUUCACGUAAGAAAAAGGCCCCCCACUUCACGAUGACCAGCCAAUCCUUCACAACAAGCAACCCUCCAGUCCCUCGCAACCAGCCCGCCACCAUCACCUCCGAAGCCCGGCCGACCCCGACCCACGGCCCAGGCGGCUCCUUCACCAUCAUCUCGUCCUGCUCCAUCGCCGCCCCUCCCGACGUCGUCGCCUCCGUGCUCCUCGACCACGCCGCCUGGCCCGAGUGGAACGCCUGGGUCCCCAGCUGCACCGUCGACUCGUCGCCUGCCCCGUCCCCAGCCGAGGAAGCUUCCUUUCCGCGUGGCGGUGGCGGCGAUGAUGCAGACAGGUACAUCAGGUGCGGCGCGAGGAUCACCCUCGACGUCCACCUAGACCUAGACAGGCCGUCGAGGAACACCAGGCAGUCGAUGGAGGUCACGGCCGUGGAGCCAUACGACGGCGGCGGCGGCGGUGAGGGGUGGAGGAUCGCGUGGAAGGGUGUGACGAUGCCGGGCUUCUUGCUGCGUACGGAGCGCGUACAGGAGAUGGUGAGCGACGGGAAGGGCGGCACCGAGUAUACCUGCUGGGAGACCAUGUACGGACCCCUGGCGGGCGUGGUGAGGUGGACGACGGGGGGCUUGCUGGAGAAGGGCUUCCAGAGGUGGGGGGAGGACCUUAAGAGGAGGGCUGAGGAGGUCGCUGCUGCGGCGUCUGGGUAA
Molecule: messenger RNA, 911 nt
Organism: Cryphonectria parasitica EP155
Lineage: Eukaryota; Fungi; Ascomycota; Sordariomycetes; Diaporthales; Cryphonectriaceae
Exons: 1
Coding region: 246-911 (221 amino acids)
Source: RefSeq, a predicted model, not a curated record